Messenger RNA from Epinephelus lanceolatus (giant grouper), 1179 nucleotides. RefSeq names its product plasminogen activator, urokinase b (gene plaub). Gene Ontology annotation, molecular function: serine-type endopeptidase activity. NCBI's taxonomy places the organism in Eukaryota, Metazoa, Chordata, Actinopteri, Perciformes, Serranidae. Gene Ontology annotation, biological process: regulation of cell adhesion mediated by integrin; plasminogen activation. The record is from RefSeq and is a predicted model, not a curated record.
AUGUUCUGUUUGUGUCCUGACGGUUUCGAGGGGACAAUCUGUGAGACAGUGACAGGUGGUGAAUGUUACGAUGGUGUUGGACUGUACUACAGAGGCAAAGUGUCCAAAUCAGAGAGUGGACGAACAUGUGUGGAGUGGGACUCAGACACCAGGCAGCGGUACAUGUCUUCAGAUGUCAACUCAGGGAGGCACAACUACUGCAGGAAUCUUCACUACAAACGGCGUCCGUGGUGUUACGUGUGGAAAAGACAGAAGCUGAUGUGGGAGUAUUGUGGUAUUCCACGUUGUGGUUCCGACUCGCCUCCUGCCCCACCCACGCCUGCACCCACUGAGCCAGAGCCAGCUGCAGAGUCCGCAUGUGGCCAGCGCUCCAGGAGAAAGCUCAUGAAGAUCGUGGGAGGAACAGUUGCCACUGUGGAAUCCCACCCGUGGGUUGCUGCCAUAUUUUGGCGCAGCAAAACCAAGGAGAAGAUUUUCCGCUGCGGGGGGAGUCUGAUCUCAAACUGCUGGGUCCUCUCAGCUGCCCACUGCUUCCCUGACAGCUCCCACAACAAGCCGCGCCGCUUCUCCGUCGUCCUGGGGAAGAACGUGAUGAAUGAGACGGACCACGCUGUGGAGCAAACAUUCAAGGUGGAAAAAGUCAUCGUCCACGACGGGUUCGACAACAGUGAUGGAGACUACAACAACGACAUCGCCCUGCUGAAGCUGAAGGGUAAAAAUGGGAGGUGUGCAAAGGAGACCAAGUCUGUGAGGACUGUCUGUCUGCCGCCGCCUCAGCAGAGACUCCAGGCUGGAGCCACCUGUGAAAUCGCUGGAUAUGGGAAAGAAAAACACGGUUUGUGGUAUAAGUCUCAGUUCCUCAGAGAAACUCAGGUAAACAUUCUCGCAGAUGAUGUCUGUCGACAGGAGGACUAUUAUGGAAACUUGAUCAGUGAUAACAUGUUUUGUGCCGGUCGCCCCGACUGGAGUCAGGACGCCUGCGAGGGAGACUCAGGAGGGCCUCUGGUGUGCCAGGUCGGCAGCAGGCUCUUCCUGUUCGGAGUCAUCAGCUGGGGGGACGGCUGUGCAAAGGAGAAUCGACCGGGCGUUUACACCACAGUGACCAAUUACAACCAAUGGAUAGCAGAGAAGACGGGGCUGCCGUCCAUCGCUGCCGGCUACAUGUUCCCUCAGAAGUGA